UUGCAGCUUUCCCGCCCUCAUACUGAGUGGGUUCCUUCAGGAGCGGGCUACUUCACCUCAAAAUUUUCAAUAUCCGAGGAAAGCAUGAAACAUAUUUCUCCUACAGUGAUCGAGUCUUUCAAGUCCAUUGCUGUAUAUUCUGGGAAGCCAUUCACCAUCGCUGACUAUGGCUGUGCUGACGGAGGGACCUCCAUGCCACUCAUGUACGCAUGCGUAGAGGAAUUGAGAAACUUGCACGGGAAUGAGCUUGAAAUUCACAUAAAUUAUGAAGACAGACCAGAAAAUGACUACAACUCAAUCUUUUACUAUGUGCAAGGUGAAAAAAAACAUACGAUAGUGAAAAUAACGAAUUGCUAUUCAUUGUGUAUGUUGAAGAUGUUUUAAGGACGCGGUAGACCUUCCCAGGUGUUCUUCGCUAAAAAAAAAUUGUUACCGCGCUAUUUGAAGCGCAACCACCGUCAACUAUUUAACAAAUAGAUUCUAGGUUGCCGUGCGUCUGUUCAGUAAUAGAUCAGAUGACGUCAAAAUGUGGUAAGAACAAAAAAGGUUUUUAGAUAUUGAUAUCUUGAGAGCCUUCAGACCAAAUUUAAGCUCAAUCCAUUAAGGUUUCAAAUCUUAUUAAUUCGAUCAAAAACCUCGUUCUCAGGGCCUCUCCUUUUCCUACUGAGCUCGGGGUGUUGUGCGUGAGGGAAAGUGGGAUACAGAUAUAACAUGACCAAGCGAUUGUUUAUAAUCAAAAAAAAAAAAAAAAAAAAAAAGGGAAGGAUGGGUUAUACCUUGAUUUUUUAAUACAUGCAAUUCGUAACAGCCUUUACUGUCAAGUACUCUUACCGAAACUUAUCAGAGUCAUGGACACUUGCUUCGAGUUCAUUCUUGUAUUUGAAUGCUGCAAUAAAGCAACCCCUAGUCAUUUUUAUCCUCAGUUAAAACUGCGUCUGUACACUUUCGUUCCAGGUUUGCUGCCACUUUCAUCCAGCUACCUUAGUGAUUUCCCAAAUGUCUUCGUAUCUGCAACAGGAACCAGUUUUUACGAGCAAUGUUUCCCCAGCGAUUCCGUAAACUUGGGCUUUUCCUGUCUGGCCAUUCAGUGGCUGAGGAAAAGACCCUGUAAUUUGACUAGGGCGAUACUGCAUUGCUACUCCGAAGUCCCACAAGAGAGAAAUAUGUUUGCCAAACAGGCUGAGAAGGACUGGGAACAGUUCUUGUUGAUGAGAGCAAAAGAACUUUCCAAAGGUGAGAAACAUGUUUACACCGACUCUAAAAAAAAACAUCCAUGUUUAUUGAGUCAAAAUCAGUCCCAGAAAGAUAAAAUUUAGUUUCACAAGUCGGAUCUCACUUCGCACUUGCCACUUAAUAAAUUUACGUUCAUUGCUUCGGCCGUUUACCAAGAUAGACAAAAAAAUAUGUCGUUAAGGUUUUUCCCUGGUGCUUUAUCAAUCUCGUAUAGUGUAGAAAUAUGUGGUGUAACACUCACGAAAGUACCUCUCAGAGAGGCGGUACUGGCGUGCGGUCAUCACGUGGCAGUAGAAUUUUCUCCGCCAAUGUUUCUCCAUAUUCCUUAUUUAGGGUGUUCCGCUCUCCCCCUUUGCACACUGAGGAUACGCCAUAAAUUGCACCAUCGUUAUUUACUCUAAUUAUGUUCUAUCUUUGGUUUAAGGCGGUAGGCUGGCACUGAUUAUAGCCUGUACACAUGGGAAAGAAACCGAAGGUAGCGUCCCAGGUCUUGUUAUCUACAAGUUAUUGUACAACGUUUGGGAGAGCAUGGAAAAAGACAAGAUCAUUUCAAAGGUUAAGUGAACUUUUAUUAAGUUUUAUCUUUAAUUAAUGUGAGCCAGACUUUUCAACAAUUUUCCUCGAGCACCUCUGGUAAUUUUUUAAAUACACAAACUUAAUUAAAUGAUGAGGUUUUAUCAACUGAGUUGAUGCUGUAAAUUGGCCUCUGUAGAGAGUUUUUAAAGCUGACGUUUUGGGCGUUAAUCCUUCGUCAAAGCGAUCAACGAAGGGCUAAUUCUCGAAACGUUAGCUUUAGAAAUUGUUUACAGUGGCCAUUUUAUUUUAUUAACUCAGUUGAUAAACCAAAUUAUCUUGUUGGACACCCUACCGACGCAGCACCACAGUUUCUUCAUGAAAUUAUCCCCCUUAGACUGAAUUGAAGUUUGAUUCAUGAAUGAUUUAUAAAAUUACCCACAUCCUAUCGUUUCAAACUAUGCUCCGCUGAUUUAAAACGAUCACAAGGGUUCUUUUGUAAAAGACAAUGACUUUGAACCCGCGCUAUAAAAGGUUCGUUAACCCUUUAACUCCCAUGAGUGACCAAGACAGAAUUUCUCUUUAUAGUAUCAAUACAAAAUCAAGCAGACAAGUGUUGAGAAUAUAGAAAACUAUCAAUAAGGGAGUUGUUAGUUGAUCCAAUGCCAAGUUCUGCGAGCUAACAUCAUAAGAUUUGUAAAAAAACGGGAAACAGGAAAAACAGCUAAUGAGUUCCUAGGAGUGAAAGGGCUGGAGGUAUUCUCGAAAUAAGGUCAUAUGUAUUCUUCUGAAGUGCCAUUUCUCUUUACACCACAGAAAGAUAUGGAAGAAAUGACCAUCCCUGAAUAUUUCCGAACUCGUGAAGAACUGGUGAAGCCGUUCCUAUCAGACACAUCGCCGGUUAGAAACGCUGGUCUUAAUCUUGUCUCCAUGGAAUUGAAAGAGUUUCCUUUGCCAGAGAAAGCCAUGUGGAAAAUUACUGGAAACGCUAAAGCAUGUGCGAGACUGAUGACUGAACAAACCAGGGCUUGGAGCAAUUCCUUCUUUCAGUCGGGUGAGUAAACUAUUAUAAAUACUCAACAUUCAACGACUAUUCACCGAAGUGGAGAUUGCUUGGACCUAGAUCCUUCCAUGCAACCAAAAUGUAGGAACUUACCACCGCAUGGCCGUGGAAAGUCCGGGCACGAGACUAGUGGCGGAUAUUACCCUCGUUGCGAAGCGGCGCGUUAAAUAUCCACCGCGAGCUACCGACACCAAGGUGAAAAGUUGUUUCAAUAUACACCCAAUUUCAAAAACCUUAACACCUAAAAAGCAUGAUCCAUGAAGACGAGACCCAAUGGCUUUUAUGGGAAUAUUCGAGCAGCCACAUAAUCAGUGAUUCACUUUAGAAAAACAAUGAAAAACCUAUAUGAUUAUCCUUUUCUUCCAGGAAAGCGUGGAUAGCUUUCAUCAUUCACCACGCUCUAAUGGUGUUUAUCAUGCAUAUGUGUAUCCAAAGAGCCGAAGGUUCUUAACGUUCAUUGUAAACGCUUUUUAAGUGUCAACGUUUCUGCAAUUGAGUGUAUACUAAAACAGUGAGAUAAUAUAGCACGAAGAGGUGAUUUUGACUCGUUUAUUCCUGCAACAAUUACAAUGUUUUAGGGCGCAAAUUCCGCCUGCAUUGCUCAGAGGUGAAUAGCAGAGGAUAUUCGGAGUUGGAGUAGCCAAUCAGAGUGCACCUUUAACGCUAUCCACUGUUUUAGAUUUGUACAUUCUUAUCCCCGUCAGAUAUCAACUUCCAACUUGAGUCAGUUAGUUAAACCUUUCCUAUUUAAAGAAAAGUACUAAAACAUUGUACCAAACCAUGCGCAAAAUAUCUAACAACUGCUCAACAAAGUUCCUCUAGAAUACAAUUGAAAAGUACUCGCUGAUGAGCACAUAUUUACUACUUUGUGCCAACCUUGUUCUCAAGGCUUUUAGCUUGAAAAUUGGGAAAUGGUGAGUCCUGGGAACGAAUGCAUACGUACAUAGGUACUUGUGAAUGGCAAUAAAUGUCACUUCGUUUUUUUCUUUCCUACAGCACUCAGUGACCAUCAUUCUGCAGAGGAGAAAAAUUCGAUUCUGGACGAAUUUUUCUAUCGUCUUGAAGAACAAUUUUUGCUUUCUCCUGAGGAUUAUAUGGGUGUGAUAUGGAAUGCAUUUAUGAUAAUUGAAAAGUCACGACCUUGA
Pocillopora meandrina is the source of this 3954-nucleotide messenger RNA. NCBI's taxonomy places the organism in Eukaryota, Metazoa, Cnidaria, Anthozoa, Scleractinia, Pocilloporidae. The record is from the annotation of a GenBank genome assembly.